Molecule: messenger RNA, 7099 nt
Organism: Oryctolagus cuniculus (rabbit)
Lineage: Eukaryota; Metazoa; Chordata; Mammalia; Lagomorpha; Leporidae
Source: RefSeq, a predicted model, not a curated record
GCCUGCGCGCCCUCGCGCUGGAGGCCGCGUGGAGCGCAGCCCCGGGCGCUGAGCCCAGGGCCCGAGGCUCGGGCUCCGUCCGGGAGUGCGCCGUGCCCAGCUAGCCUCGUUCCCCUCUCUGUGGGUAGGGAUGGUUGAGUCCAGCAGCCACGGCAGCGGCUCCCGGUGCCGCUAGCAGCCUGUCUUCUGCGCUCUCCGCCUUGGCCUCCGCAGACUGGCUCUCUCCUCCCCCGGCGCCCCUCCCGCGUCUCCCACUCGCUGGCUCUCCCUCCAGCUGCCUCCUCUCCAGGUCUCUCCCGGCUGCGCGCGCUCCUCCGCGCGCCUCGCCCCUCCCGCAGCCUCGCCGCCUUGGUGCCUUCCUGCCCGGCUCGGCCGGCGCUCCUCCCCGGCCCCGGCCCCGGCCCGGCAGCCCGGGCGUCCGCGCUCGCUCGGAGCCGCUCGCCAGCCCUGCAGUGGCUCGGGACCGAUGCUAUGAGAGGGAGGCGAGCCGGGCGUCCAGACCUGCAGGAGGCGUCGGACGCGCGGCCGGUCUCGGGACCGAGGUCUCUCCGGCUCGCUUUGCCCGAGGGUGAAUAUUUGGCUCUGCUCGCAGCCCUCCCGUUCCCCGGAGGAUUCGGGCACAUCUGAGAAGCGGCCCCGGCGGCGUGUGCGUGUGGAAUAGCUGCAGACAUGACUGCGUGGAGGAGACGCGAGUCGCUGUUCCUGCUCCUGUUGCCCGCGGCUCUGUGCGCCGGGCUCGUCACUGCAGCGGACGGUCAGAACUGUGGAGGCUUAGUCCAGGGUCCCAACGGCACCAUCGAGAGCCCCGGGUUUCCUCACGGCUACCCCAACUAUGCUAACUGCACCUGGAUUAUUAUCACAGGGGAGCGCAACAGGAUACAGCUGUCAUUUCACACGUUUGCUCUUGAAGAGGAUUUCGACAUUUUAUCGGUUUAUGACGGGCAGCCUCAACAAGGAAAUUUAAAAGUGAGAUUAUCAGGAUUCCAGCUCCCCUCCUCUCUAGUGAGCACGGGAUCUAUCCUCACUCUGUGGUUCACUACCGACUUUGCGGUGAGCGCCCAGGGAUUCAAAGCACUGUAUGAAGUUUUACCAAGUCACACGUGUGGAAACCCUGGGGAGAUACUGAAAGGAGUCCUGCAUGGAACACGAUUCAACAUAGGAGACAAAAUCCGAUACAGCUGUCUCUCGGGCUACAUCCUGGAAGGCCACGCCGUCCUGACCUGCAUUGUCAGCCCCGGCAAUGGCGCGUCCUGGGACUUCCCGGCCCCCUUCUGCAGAGCUGAAGGGGCCUGUGGAGGAACCUUGCGGGGAACAGGCAGCUCCAUUUCCAGCCCUCACUUCCCUUCGGAGUACGAAAACAACGCUGACUGUACGUGGACCAUUCUUGCGGAGCCGGGGGACACCAUCGCUUUGGUCUUCACUGAUUUCCAGCUGGAGGAAGGCUACGACUUCUUGGAGAUCAGUGGGACGGAAGCACCGUCCAUAUGGCUCACUGGCAUGAACCUUCCUUCUCCUGUUAUCAGUAGCAAGAACUGGCUACGGCUGCAUUUCACGUCUGACAGCAAUCAUCGACGCAAAGGGUUCAAUGCUCAGUUUCAAGUGAAAAAGGCAAUUGAGCUGAAGUCAAGAGGAGUGAAGAUGCUUCCCAGCAAGGAAAGCAGCCACAAGAACGCUGUGUUGAGUCAAGGAGGUGUUGCAAUGGUUUCUGACAUGUGUCCAGACCCUGGGACUCCAGAAAAUGGCAGAAGAGCGGGCUCUGACUUCAGGGUUGGUGCAAGUGUGCAGUUCUCCUGUGAGGACAAUUAUGUGCUCCAGGGUUCUAAGAGUAUCACAUGCCAGAGAGUCACAGAGACGCUGGCUGCCUGGAGUGACCACAGGCCGAUCUGCAGAGCCAGAACGUGUGGAUCAAAUUUGCGUGGGCCCAGUGGUGUCAUCACCUCCCCUAAUUACCCGGUGCAGUAUGAAGACAAUGCUCAUUGUGUGUGGGUCAUCACGACAACUGAUCCUGACAAGGUCAUCAAGCUCGCUUUUGAAGAGUUUGAGCUGGAAAGAGGGUAUGACACGCUGACAGUAGGGGACGGUGGGAAAGUGGGAGACACCAGAUCCGUCUUGUAUGUACUCACAGGGUCCAGUGUUCCUGACCUCAUUGUGAGCAUGAGCAGCCAGAUGUGGCUGCACCUGCAGUCGGAUGACAGCAUUGGCUCUCCUGGAUUCAAAGCUGUUUACCAAGAAAUUGACAAGGGAGGAUGUGGGGACCCUGGAAUCCCUGCCUAUGGGAAGCGGACAGGCAGCAGCUUCCUCCAUGGAGACACGCUCACCUUCGAGUGCCAGGCAGCCUUUGAGUUGGUGGGGGAGAGAGUCAUCACCUGUCAGCAGAACAACCAGUGGUCCGGCAACAAGCCCAGCUGUGUGUUUUCUUGUUUCUUCAACUUUACGGCAUCAUCCGGCAUUAUUCUCUCACCAAAUUAUCCUGAGGAAUACGGUAACAACAUGAACUGUGUGUGGCUGAUCAUCUCUGAGCCAGGGAGUAGGAUCCACCUCAUCUUCAACGAUUUUGACGUGGAGCCUCAGUUUGACUUCCUGGCGGUCAAGGAUGACGGCAUCUCUGACAUCACCGUCCUUGGGACGUUUUCUGGCAAUGAAGUGCCUGCCCAGCUGGCCAGCAGCGGGCACAUUGUGCGCUUGGAGUUCCAGUCCGACCACUCGACCACAGGCAGAGGGUUCAACAUCACGUACACCACUUUUGGUCAGAAUGAGUGCCAUGACCCUGGCAUCCCUAUUAAUGGACGGCGUUUUGGCGACAGGUUCCUGCUUGGCAGCUCUGUCUCCUUCCACUGUGACGACGGCUUUGUCAAAACGCAGGGCUCUGAGUCCAUCACCUGCAUCCUGCAGGACGGGAACGUGGUCUGGAGCUCCGCGGUGCCGCGCUGUGAAGCCCCCUGUGGAGGACACCUGACAGCUGCCAGUGGAGUGAUUUUGCCUCCGGGAUGGCCGGGAUAUUACAAAGACUCUCUAAAUUGUGAAUGGAUCAUUGAAGCCAAACCAGGGCACUCUAUCAAAAUCACUUUUGACCGGUUCCAGACGGAAGUCAACUACGACACCCUGGAGGUGCGUGAUGGGCCGGCAGGGUCGUCACCGUUGAUCGGCGAGUACCAUGGCACGCAGGCGCCACAGUUCCUCAUCAGCACCGGCAACUUCAUGUACCUGCUCUUCACCACCGACAACAGCCGCUCCAGCGUGGGCUUCCUCAUCCACUACGAGAGUGUGACUCUCGAGUCGGACUCUUGCCUGGACCCAGGCAUCCCCGUAAACGGUCACCGGCACGGCAGCAACUUCGGCAUCAGGUCCACAGUGACGUUCAGCUGCGACCCAGGGUACACGCUGAGUGACGACGAGCCCCUGGUCUGUGACCGCAGCCACCAGUGGAACCACGCGCUACCCAGCUGUGAUGCCCUGUGUGGAGGCUAUAUCCACGGGAGGAGCGGGACAGUCCUUUCUCCUGGCUUUCCUGAUUUUUAUCCCAAUUCCCUCAACUGCACAUGGACCAUUGAAGUGCCUCACGGGAAGGGGGUGCAGAUGAUCUUUCACACUUUCCACCUUGAGAGUUCCCACGACUAUUUACUGAUCACGGAGGAUGGAAGCUUUUCCGAGCCGGUCGCCAGGCUCACUGGGUCGGUUCUGCCUCACACUAUUAAGGCAGGUCUGUUUGGAAACUUCACUGCCCAGCUCCGGUUCAUAUCAGACUUUUCAAUUUCCUACGAAGGCUUCAAUAUUACAUUUUCAGAAUACGACCUGGAGCCGUGUGACGACCCAGGAGUGCCUGCCUUCAGCCGGAGGAUUGGUUUCCACUUUGGAGUGGGAGAUGUGCUGACGUUUGCCUGCUUCCCGGGAUACCGCUUAGAAGGUGCAACCAAGCUUACGUGCCUGGGUGGGGGCCGCCGUGUGUGGAGUGCACCUCUGCCAAGGUGUGUGGCUGAAUGUGGAGCAAGUGUCAAAGGAAAUGAGGGAACAUUACUGUCUCCAAAUUUCCCAUCAAACUACGACAAUAACCACGAAUGCAUCUAUAAAAUAGAGACAGAAGCAGGCAAGGGGAUUCAUCUCAGGGCUCGAAGCUUCCAGCUCUUUGAAGGAGAUAUUCUAAAGGUUUACGAUGGAAAAGACAGCUCGUCUCGGCCACUGGGUGCCUUCACCAAGAGUGAGCUCCUGGGCCUGACCCUCAACAGCACCUCCAAUCACCUGUGGCUGGAGUUCAACACCAAUGGCUCAGACACCGACCAGGGCUUCCAGCUCACCUAUACGAGUUUUGAUCUCGUAAAGUGUGAGGACCCUGGCGUCCCUAAUUAUGGCUACAGGAUCCGUGAUGAAGGCCACUUUACUGACACCGUGGUCUUGUACAGUUGUAACCCAGGUUACGCCAUGCACGGCAGCAACACCUUGACCUGUCUGAGCGGAGACCGGAGAGUGUGGGACAAGCCAUUGCCUUCUUGCCUUGCGGAAUGCGGCGGUCAGAUCCACGCGGCCACAUCGGGACGAAUCCUGUCCCCCGGCUACCCAGCUCCUUACGACAACAACCUGCACUGCACGUGGGUCAUAGAGGCAGACCCUGGCAAGACCAUCAGCCUGCACUUCAUCGUCUUUGACACCGAGAUGGCACACGACAUCCUCAAGGUCUGGGACGGCCCCGUGGACAGCAACAUCCUGCUGAAGGAGUGGAGCGGCUCGGCCCUCCCCGGCGACAUCCACAGCACCUUCAACUCCCUCACCCUGCAGUUCGACAGCGACUUCUUCAUCAGCAAGUCCGGCUUCUCCAUCCAGUUCUCAACAACAGUCGCAUCCACCUGCAACGACCCAGGAAUGCCCCAGAAUGGCACCCGCUACGGAGACAGCCGGGAGCCGGGCGACACCCUCACCUUCCAGUGCGAUCCAGGGUACCAGCUCCAAGGACAAGCCAAAGUCACCUGUGUGCAGCAGAACAACAGGUUCUUCUGGCAACCGGACCCUCCCACCUGCAUAGCUGCAUGCGGCGGGAACCUGACUGGCCCCGGAGGUGUCAUUUUGUCACCCAACUACCCUCAGCCCUACCCUCCUGGGAAAGAAUGUGACUGGAGAAUAAAUGUGAACCCGGACUUUGUCAUCGCCCUGAUAUUCAAAAGCUUCAACAUGGAGCCCAGCUAUGACUUCCUCCACAUCUACGAGGGGGCCGACUCCAACAGCCCCCUCAUCGGGAGUUUCCAGGGCUCGCAGGCCCCUGACAGAAUCGAGAGCAGUGGGAACAGUCUUUUCCUGGCGUUUCGGAGUGACGCCUCCGUGGGCUUGUCGGGCUUCGCCAUUGAGUUCAAAGAGAAACCCCGGGAAGCUUGCUUUGACCCUGGAAAUAUAAUGAACGGGACGAGAAUUGGAACCGACUUCAAACUGGGCUCGACCGUUACUUACCAGUGUGACUCUGGCUACAAGAUUGUUGACCCCUCGUCCAUCACGUGUGUGAUCGGAGCGGAUGGAAAACCCGCCUGGGACCGCGUGCUGCCCUCCUGCAGUGCUCCCUGUGGAGGCCAGUACACAGGAUCAGAAGGGGUAGUUCUGUCUCCAAACUACCCUCAUAAUUACACAGCUGGCCAAAUAUGCCUUUAUUCCAUAACUGUACCAAAGGAAUUUGUGGUGUUUGGACAGUUUGCCUACUUCCAGACAGCCCUCAACGACCUGGCUGAGCUGUUUGACGGAACUCAUCCGCAGGCCAGGCUGCUCAGCUCCCUCUCCGGCUCUCACUCCGGUGAAACGCUGCCGUUGGCAACAUCAAAUCAAAUUCUGCUGCGAUUCAGCGCCAAGAGUGGGGCAUCUGCGCGGGGCUUCCACUUCGUUUACCAAGCCGUGCCUCGUACCAGCGACACCCAGUGCAGCUCUGUCCCCGAGCCCAGAUACGGAAGGAGAAUUGGUUCUGAGUUUUCGGCUGGUUCUGUCGUCCGAUUUGAGUGCAACCCGGGAUACCUCCUUCAGGGCUCCACGGCCGUCCGCUGCCAGUCUGUGCCCAACGCCCUGGCCCAGUGGAAUGACACCAUCCCGAGCUGCGUGGUCCCCUGCAGCGGCAACUUCACACAGCGGAGAGGCACAAUCCUGUCCCCUGGCUACCCGGAGCCCUACGGGAACAACCUCAACUGCGUCUGGAAGAUCAUAGUUACGGAGGGAUCGGGGAUCCAGAUUCAGGUGAUCAGCUUUGCCACGGAGCAGAACUGGGACUCCCUGGAGAUCCACGACGGCGGAGACGCGACCGCACCGAGGCUGGGGAGUUUCUCCGGCAGCACCGUGCCAGCCCUGCUGAACAGCACGUCCAACCAGCUCUACCUGCACUUCCAGUCCGACAUCAGUGUGGCCGCCGCGGGCUUCCGGCUGGAAUACAAAACUGUGGGUCUCGCCGCGUGCCAGGAACCCGCCCUGCCCAGCAACGGCAUCCAGAUAGGCGACCGCUACAUGGUGAAUGACGUGCUCUCCUUCCAGUGCGAGCCCGGGUACACCUUGCAGGGCCGCUCUCACAUUUCCUGUAUGCCGGGAACUGUCCGUCGCUGGAACUACCCCUCACCGCUCUGCAUCGCCACCUGCGGAGGGACCUUGCACAGCACCGGCGGAGUGGUCCUGAGCCCAGGCUUCCCAGGCGCUUACCCCAACAACCUGGACUGCACUUGGAAGAUCGCCCUGCCCAUCGGCUACGGCGCACAUAUUCAAUUUCUGAACUUCUCUACGGAAGCAAAUCAUGACUACCUUGAAAUUCAGAAUGGACCUUACCACACCAGCCCAAUGAUCGGGCAGUUCAGCGGCACAGACCUGCCCGGCGCCCUGCUGAGCACCACGCACGAGACCCUCAUCCACUUCUACAGCGACCACUCCCAAAACCGGCAAGGGUUUAAGCUCACGUACCAAGCCUACGAGUUACAGAACUGCCCCGACCCGCCCCCAUUUCAGAACGGGUACAUGAUCAACUCGGACUACAGCGUGGGCCAGUCCAUAUCUUUUGAGUGCUAUCCCGGGUACAUUCUCAUCGGGCACCCUGUCCUCACGUGUGAGCACGGGAUCAACAGGAACUGGAACCACCCGUUCCCAAGAUGUGAUG